This is a messenger RNA of Pocillopora verrucosa, 6299 nucleotides long. RefSeq names its product transient receptor potential cation channel subfamily M member-like 2. Gene Ontology annotation, cellular component: plasma membrane. Gene Ontology annotation, molecular function: monoatomic cation channel activity. Gene Ontology annotation, biological process: metal ion transport; monoatomic cation transmembrane transport. Lineage: Eukaryota; Metazoa; Cnidaria; Anthozoa; Scleractinia; Pocilloporidae. The record is from RefSeq and is a predicted model, not a curated record.
CAAAGGUAAACCUACUUUAGGAACUUCACCACCUGUGCUGUGAACUUUGCGACGGAUAAGAGCAAGAAUGUCAUAAUGAAUAAUUUAAUUUUGAAACUGGAACUGUCGUAGGAAACUUCAAAUUAAUGACUUUAGAUCAGUUGUCAGUGAUUCCUUAAGUGUGAUGCAAAGCUGUCACCUGGUGCGAUAUUCCGUAUUCCGAGUGAUUCAAGAAUUCCAAUUCAGUUCUUUCCAUGAAAGAUCCUUGGCAGUGAGUGACUUGUGGUUUGGGGAAAUCAAUGAAAACAUCUCACCUUACGGCUUCUAACUUUUCGUUUUCGUGAAUUUUAAUUGUUAGCCGUAAUCACGACAUUUGACGUCGUCGAAGAUGAAAGAGGUUAAUUCAAGCAGGAGUAACCUCAUCAGUUCGGACGACGAGAAUGAAAACAUCGACGGAAAGCCGUCAAACACACCAGAAGCCAAAGCAUCAUGGAUUUACAGAACUUUCAGGAAAAGAACCUGCCAUUGGUUUAUUCCGUCUACUCAAAAUGAUUAUAGAUGCUGUUGUGGGCGCUUGAAGCAGCACCAUAACGGUGAAGCAUUGCUGUCGACUGGUAAAGCAGGAGACAAAUGGCAGGUAUCUAAACAUACUAUCACCAAACCAACCAAUGCCUAUGGAGAACUAGAAUUUCAAGGAGCCGGACAAGUCAGCCGAGCCAAGUAUAUCCGUGUAUCUCAGGACACAGACCCUGAAAUGGCUCUGCGCCUUCUCUGUAAGGAAUGGAAGCUGGAGCUUCCCAAGCUUCUUAUCUCAGUGACGGGGGGCGCAAAGAAUUUUGUGCUUCAUCCGAGACUGAAACAAGUGCUGCGACAAGGCCUUCUUAAGGCCGCGCAAACCACAGGAGCCUGGAUUAUGACAGGUGGCACGAACACAGGUGUGAUGCGUCACGUUGGGGAGGCUGUGCGAGGUCAUACAGUUAUGUCACGUGGUGCCCAACUGAAGGACAAUACCCAGCAAGUUCAUUUGAUUGGCAUAGCGACCUGGGGAAUUGUGGAUCACAGAAAAAUUCUCGUCGGUAAUCAGGAUGUGGUGUCUUAUCAGAUGACAUCCAGUAAGAUGUCACAAGGCGCAUGCCUGGAUAACAACCACACACAUUUUAUUUUAGUUGAUGAUGGCACGAUCAAUAAAUUUGGAGGAGAGAUUUCUUUUCGCGCAAGUCUUGAGAACUGUAUAUCACGAAAACAGAUGGAGAAAUCAUGUGAGCGAACGCAUGGUGUACCUGUGGUACUGCUCGUUCUAGAGGGAGGCCCCAACACCAUUCGCACAGUCUUAGAAUCUGUUGGAAGGAGUCCUGCUGUACCAGUGGUUGUUGCCGAAGGAAGUGGCAGGGCGGCAGACAUCUUAGCGUAUGCUCAUCGCUUCAUUUCUCAGAGUAGCUGUGAUGGAGACCUUCAGGAAAUGGUGGAUGUUGUGGAACAUCAUCAACUGUUUGUCAAAAUAGAAAAAGCUUUCCCUGAAUGUGACGAGGAAGAAUGUCUGAAGAUCUACGAAAAUGUCCUGAGAUGUGUAGGAAACAAGAGAUACAUCACAAUUUUCAGUGUGAACGAAGAUGGGAUGGAUAUUGACCGAGCAAUUUUGAGAGCACUUUUAAACGGUCACAGUGCUUCGCCGUCCCACCAGCUGAGUCUGGCUCUUAUAUGGAACAGAGCUGACAUCGCUAAGUGCGAAAUCUUCAAGGAGGAUCGUAAAUGGGAGAUUUCGGUAUUGGAGAGCGCCAUGUUUGAGGCUUUGGUGAAGGACCGUGUUGACUUCGUUGAUCUUCUCUUGGAGAAUGGUGUUAGUAUGUCGUCGUUCCUCACUGCUCGCCGUCUGGAGGAACUUUACAGAGUUAGGGCAACAAAGAGCUUCACACUUUAUCGACUCUUUGGAGGGAAAAAGGCUCUUAAAUCCUUCAAACUGGGAGACUUAGCAAGUGUCACUGAACGGCUGUUGGGAAUCAGCUUUGUUCACCAUCACAAAGAAUAUGGAUCGAUCAAGAAGGGUAUAGGAAUGGCGAAUAUGAAAAUGUUUAUGUCAACCGCAGACGAAAGCUACUUUGGCGCAGGGUUCAAGUUACCGUACAACGAGCUCUUAAUAUGGGCAGUACUCUCUAAUCUCCACAAAAUGGCACUAUUUUUGUGGGAAAGAGGUGAUGAGAACCUUGCCAAGGCCCUUGUGGCAGGCAAAUUAUUUAAGGCUCUCGCAGAGGAGAUGGCAAAAGAGGAAUUGAAGGCAGAUAUAACAGAGGAACUCGAAACUCAUUCACGUGAGUUUCUGGGUAUUGCUUUGGGUUUACUUGAUGAGUGUUAUCGCUCAAAUGAAGACGUAGCACAGCAGUUGUUGACUUACAACUUGGACAACUGGGGAGACCAGUGCUGUCUGUCACUUGCUGUUGCUACAGGGCACGAGGAGUUCGUUGCUCACCCAUGUUGUCAAACCCUGCUAACUGAGAUCUGGAUGGGAGCCAUGAAAAUGAGCGAAUGGUGUUCAGUCAAGACCGUUCUGGGCGUCCUGAUUCCACCUACAAUUGCAUUCUUAGAGUUUAAAAGUAAGAAAGAACUGUGUCAAAUGCCAGUCACAUUCGAAGAACACGAACAAGGGCAAACCGAGAAAGGCGAAGAGGAGACUGGGAAUGAAGAAAAAUCUAACGGAGACACCGCAGCACGCUUCUCCAAAACAGAUUCACAAGUACAUCUCAGAUCAUUCUCGCCCUCCAGCCGUACAGAAAGCACGGACUCUCUGAGUGUGAAAAAGCGAUGGAUGGAUGCGUCUGAGAGUCCUAUGGUAGAUCCCAGUUUAGGACGGAAGCUGUUCGAUUUUUAUCGGGCGCCCAUCACCAAAUUUUGGGGGAAUGUGAUUGUCUACUUCAUGUUCCUGAUUUUGUUCUGUUACGUUAUUUUAGUUCGUCUUCCUGUGACCCCCCCUCCCCAGGAAAUCAUCCUCAUCAUAUUUGUAUUUACAUUGUUUACAGAGGAAGUUAGACAGGUGCUUCAUUCGGAGUCUAAGAGUCUACUCAAGAAAUUUAAAGAAUGGGGUUCCUGCAAAUGGAAUUUGUGUGACGGUUGUGCCAUUCUGUUAUUCUUUGUUGCUGCUGGUUUUCGCUUGAACCCAGAAACUCUCAAAAUAGGUCACAUUCUUUACUGCCUCGACAUCAUGUUGUGGAUCAUCCGGGUUCUCGACAUUUUCUCGUUUAGCAAAGUGCUGGGACCGUACGUCGUCAUGAUUGGUCGAAUGACAAUCGACAUGACGUAUUUUCUGCUUAUCAUGGUGGUGUUCCUGAUGGCGUAUGGUGUGGCGCAACAAGCCAUCUUGUUUCCCUACGAAUCAGGUUCUUGGAACCUCAUUCCCAAAGUUUUCUUCAGACCUUACUUCCAAGUCUAUGGCGAACUGUUCAUCGAAGAUGCCAGCCAUGAGGGUCAAAACAGCACAGCGUUCAACACACCUCGUUUUGAUGAAUUUGGUGGAACGCUCGUCACUGUUAUUAUGGCGCUGUAUCUGUUGGUCGCCAAUAUUCUACUGCUCAAUCUCCUCAUUGCCAUUUUCAACAACACGUUUUCCUAUGUUCAAGCCAACUCAAACCAGAUCUGGAAAUUCCAGCGGUAUCAGCUGAUCAUGGAGUAUACGCAUAGACCUGUGUUGGUGCCUCCGUUUAUUAUCAUCAAUCAUCUGUAUCUCAUUUACAAAGCUUGCUGUAGACCGCGGUGUUGUGUCAAGAAAAGCAAACUGAAACGGAAAAGGGCAGACAAAAAACUAAAGCUUUUUCUGGAGAGGCAAGAUGUACAUAAACUGAUGUUGUUUGAAGAACAAUGCGCUGAAAGCUAUUUACAACAAAAGGACACGCUGUUCCAUGCUACACCAGAAGAAAGAGUGAGAGUCAUUGGAUUUAGGGUUGAAUCCAUCAAUAAUCACAUGAGAGAGACCACCCGGGAAAAUGAAACAAAAGUCCAACAAAUUUCAAAAAAAGUCACGAGCAUCGACGAACGCUUAACAAGAAUGGAAGAGUACACUAUACAAAUUCUGGAUAUGCUUGCGAACGUUAAUGGUCCUCUGUCCUCCCCUGCGGAGGAGCGUGAAGAUGCCAUGUCGGAGACCAGCUCGUUGAACAUUGAGUACAGGGAUCAGGAUGAAUUUUCACCCAGAGUUGGCCCUAAAAGAAUGUUCAGCCGUAUGAUGAGUGUCCCAGCGUAUGUACACCGACAGCAAGCAAGCUCAAGUCUCCGUCCUACACCUAUGUACUUCAGACAUAAACUUCCAAACAGCAAUCCUUAUCCAUCUUGGUACCGUCAAUUAUCAAAAAGCAACUGGCACCGGAGCAGCCUUGAGAAAGCAAUCCGUAAAUUUAAAAGAAGUGUCACUUUACCUUCGCUGGAUGAGGUGUCUAAGGGCAGUGGCGGAAAAGCGGAAAAAGGCAAAAUGGAAGCGCAUGUUCCUUUCGCGCAAGUUUCAUCUCGGAUACCGCUGAAACGUGCAGACAGUGAGGGAACAGUCCAAACUCAAGCACAAGCCGCCGCUAAAGGCAAAACCCGCAAGCGGUCAAAUACACUUCCUGAUAACGUACUAUACAGAGAUGCGUUCGCAGCAGCCAGAGAACUGGGACUGCACGUGAAAGCGAGGCAAUCACCUUAUCCAUUGAGCGACCAACAACGUUACCCAGUACCAGACUUCCUUGUUGAUUGGCAGAUGCCGUUCCCAGGCUAUGCUCCGCCAGUGUACACUGCGCUUGAUGUGAUUCAAACUCCGGAGUGGGCCGACGUUGAUCUUUUGGAACCUGCCUAUCAACAUGUAGAGCUGAAUUUCAAUGACGUUGGAAAAGGAGUUGAUCGAAGAAGCUACAUGAAAAUUUACGAAGUUGUCAACGGUAUUCCACGAAAUCCAAUGGGUCGAACGGGAAUUGCCGCGAGAGGUCUUCUUGGCCGCUGGGGACCAAAUCAUUUUGCUGACCCAGUUAUUACCAGGUGGAAGAGGACUCAAGAUGGAGCAGUUGUUGAACGUUUCGGCAAAUGUGUUAUGGAAUUUGUCGCAGUUCAAUUACGCGACACCUUGGAAUGGGCGUUACCAGGGGGAACUGUUGAGGCCGAAGAGACGUUUCCAACCUACCUUCGUAAUGAAUUUUCCGCUGAGGCUCUCUGUUCUCCAAGUGCGAGUGAAGACGAAAAGCAGCUAAUGUCUGAACGUCUUGAGCAACUUUUUUCCAACGGUAUUCCGGUUUACAAAGGAUAUGUGGAUGAUCCGCGUAACACAGACAAUGCUUGGAUGGAAACAAUAGCCGUGAGUUUCCAUGAUGAUACAGGACUCAUUUUGGACAGCGUUCAUUUUAAGACUGGUAUUAACGCCCGCGGUCUCCAAUGGCAGGAAGUCAGCAAUCACCUCAAGUUACAAGCCAAUCACAUUCCAUUCUUGAAGCGAGUUGCAGAGCUUCAUGGAGCCUUGUAUGACUAGCCACUAUCCUCAUCGGCUCAAUAGAGGAUUAGGAAUGGGCUGUUUGCUUUUUAUAGAGAAUGCUUUAUUAUUAACCAAUAAAAUAAGGAGCCAUCGAAUAAGGCGAAACAGUUUCUCAGAAAAUACCGUGAAAAAAUCAAAUCCGAACCAAAAAAAUUCGAAUGUUCACCCUCUCCCCAUUCCUUUCAGAAAAUGAUUUGCACCACUUGUUGAUGUAAGCUGUGUUAACUACGCGGAUAAUGAAUAAAGGGGGUAGGUUUCUGAAGAAACUGUGGUGUUACGUCAGUGGAAGAUAUUAUAAGAUAAUUAGGUUUUAUCAACUGAGUUGAUGAUGUAAUUUGGCCACCGUAGAGUUCUAAGGCUGACGUUUCGAGUGUUAGCCUUUCGUCAGAGCGAAGGGAUAAUGGACUCCUUUUCUCUUCGCCAACUAACGAAAAUACUCUGUAAACACAUGCAAGUAUUAUCUAUCGACUUGAGGUCUUCCUCGAUUUAACCUUAAGCAAGUCUUUUAUUGGUGACCUUAAACAUGCACAGUAUUUGGAGGGAAUUUUUUUUGAGGAAGAAAUAUGCAGCGACGUUUACAUGAAUAAGUUAAUGAAUCUAGUUUUUUGUUCCACGAUACGUAUUAUUGUCACAUUUAAUCUACUGGAGGCGAUCUAUCGACUUGAUUUGAGGAGUUAAUGAAUGCAAUGAGAAACUCGCAUUGAAGUUUUUAGGCUCUGAGCCAACGUAUCUUUAUGGGAAAUUAAGUUGGCUCUGAACCAACAAAACAGGGUUUUUUUUUUUUAAUGUUGAGUUUUGUGAAUAAUAAAUAACGAAACUUUUCCGAUCCUUCAUUAAA